CAACAACAACAAGAGUUGCGCCCGUAUACGGCCCCAUUCUUUUUUUGAGACGACGAAAACAUGAUACCGAAUUCCAGCAUUGCAUGAUUUAUCGACACGAAUUCACGAAAAACAAGAACGCGCGAAUGCCGUCUCCGCCAUCAAUACAGCGACGGUAUAGACGACCGAAACGAAACGCGUCAAUAGACGGAUUUUUACACGAGCCGAAUGCCAGACUCGUCGGGGAUUGAGGAGUUGCCGCCUUUGAGUGACCGAGAUAUCAACAUCCUCUUCCAGAUCGUAUCCGACGCGCAACAAUCGCCAAACCCUCCCUUCCGAGCACUUUUCGCAGCAUAUGACAAAGUCCUUGCGCAACAUGGCAUUGCGCAGGAACACGAUGGACGCUUCUUCCGCUACCUUUUGCGCUUGGGCGAGGGCCGCGCUCACAAUUCUCGUUCCUUGAUGUCCAAGUUGCGCAAGUUGCUCGCCAAAUUCGACAUACACAUCGUCGUACAAGAUGAUCAAGACUUCGAAGAUGAUGAAGGUGUGGAUUUGUCUCCAGCCGACGACCGACCAGUGCAAGAGCUAGGAACUGGCAGCGGAAGAAGAAGUCGCAGGGCGAGCUUCAAUGACACAGGACUCGAUGAGACUUGGCUUAGUGGUGGACGAUUGGAAACUGCUCAACCCGGACACAUCCCACGCAACUCAUUCGAUAACCUUUCGCGCAGCCAGACGCCCUCGAUCAAUGCGCCGCCCGUCUUGAAUGCAUCGUCCUCUCGAGGCAGGGUGCAUGUACAACCUCAAUCACACCCUCGAAGGAGUCACUCCCUGUCAACUCAAGACAGUGUCAGGGCUUCGCGCCCGCCGCCACCAGAGCCUUGGGCUCGCCCUCAACCCCCACUCGACUACCAGAACGGCGCGACCGACGACGAUACCGAGUCCGACUUCCCUAGCUCUCCGCCUGUUUUGUCGCCAAACUACCAGCCCCCGAUCCAUGAAUUUCUCGAAGAAGAGAUGGAAGACGAAGCCGAUUCUUUCCUCUACAUGUCACAAGUAAAGACUGCUCGGCGAUGCCUACACCGCUUACAUCAAGAGUCCUCCCGAAACCGUCACUUAGCCAUUGUUGCCCAGAAUCACGAUGAGCGCCUUCUCAAAGCCCAAGCUUUUAGCAUUUGGGCCGCAAAACUAUCCGAAAUUCGUCAAGCUGCUGAGACAGAACAAUUCUUUGAGCAGUACGAGAAAAGAGCGACCAGGGCAAGAGACCUGUUCUUGUUGAACAAAGCUUUCACACACUGGGCGCAGUCCACAAGUGACGAGAUUGCCAGAACAUCUGUUGCUAGAAGACACAUUUUGCGCACUCGCUACUUCAACGCUUGGCGCGAUAUCACUGCUGUCAAUGAUCUCAAGUGUCGACGUUUGGGCUUGCGAAAAUGGUUCUCGGUCUGGAGAACAAAUGCAGCUCGCAAAGCCAUUGACAACGAGCGGGCUGUUGCGAUAUACGAAGAGAAUUUGGUCCGAAAAACUUGGUGGAAAUGGUUUUGGGCUUUCUGCGAACGCAAGGCUCCUAUUUGGCGUGAUUAUCGUCUUAAGCAGUCUUGCUUUCACCGUUUGACAGGUGCUGUUGGGCGUCUCCGACAACAUCACGCUUCUGCUGAACAUACACGUGACGCCAGUCUGCUCAGGAAGACCUUUGGUAUAAUGGUUGCGCGUCGAAAUGCGAUUCAAUCAAUGAACCAGAUCGCAGAAGAGCAACACCAGACAAAUGUGGUAGGCAACUGCUUCCACCAUCUGGUGAAGGAGUCCAAAUUGGGGCACGCAUCGAAGGAGAUUACCACUGUUGUGUCAAGGCGGGUUCUGACCACAGCUGUUUCAGUCUGGCGCACGAAUGCCCACCUUUCCCAACAAGCCACUGCUGCAGAUCGGCAACGCAUCUUGCAAAACGUAUGGAGGAACUGGAACGACAACCUUCGAGCUCGUGCACUUGCUUCGAAGAUCGACGAUCGAGUUGUGCUCGAAAACUUGUACAAAUGGGUCUUGCAUUCUCGACUCGCUCUCUUCCGCCGUGUUAUGGACAACAGACUGCAAGAACGUGCACUGCAAACUCUAAGUCUGAGGUUGUCCGAGCAGCGUUUCCACCUCGAAGAAGCCGCAAUGAUCUUCCACGAACACAAGCGUAGACGCAUGAUGGCUUCUGUGAUGCUUCGAUUCCACGGCAUCUCUAGGGCUGACGAGAUGAUGGAGCGACAAGCACUGGAGUUCAAGAACACUCGUGUCAUGAAUGCCGUUCUUCCAUACUGGGUACACCGAACACAACACUUGAUGAAGUUGAAUCGCUGGUCAAAUGAUGCUAGAUUCUACUGUUUGGCCAGCAGCACACUCAAGAAGUGGAAGGAAGCUACAGCCGAAGCCCAGCGAAACAAACGCAGAGAUGCCUAUGUUGAGAUGAGAAGUCGUAUCAAGCUUCGCAUGGUUCGCAACAGUUUGGCUGCUUGGAGAGAAAGGACAAAUAUCGUCAAACAGCUUGAUGAAGUUGCUAUUGAUCGCGCUAAUAAUCGUCACAUCAACGCCGGCACUGCCAUCUUCAACUUGUGGCGCGACAGAACCCAGCAAAACAACCAGUUGACCAUACAAGCCGAAGAGUUCUCUGCGCGUGUUCUCUUUCUCCGCACUGUUGCCACCCUCGUGUCGAAGGGCCAAGAAGUCUUGCUUCAUCACGCUCAAGCUCUCACGCUACGUUCUCAAACUAUUGAUCUGCUCGCAACAGAAACACUCAAGAAGCUCAAAUGGGCACUGUUCUGCCAUCGACGCAGUCUUGACUCUGCAGCAGCACUUGAACAGCGCAACGCUCAACAACAUCGUAGGAAUAUGUUGAGAUAUUGGGCCGAGCAGGCUUCGAGAAGGAGAGCAGCGAGGACAUUACCACUACCCCUGGAUCCUCAGCAGGACGACCUACCCGCAUCUCCCACAAGAGCCCGAUCACCAGCUAUCGCGUCCGCGCCCACGCCUGCCCCCAUGCCUCUCGUACCGUCAUCAAAUCUGUUCAGCAGUCUACGAUUACCUUCCGCACGCAAAACUCCAGCACCGGCGCCUUUGUCUGCACAAAGCCGUCUCGCACCCCUCCUCGACGACGAUGAAGAAUCAGAUGUAGAGGAAAUGGACUUCGGUGCCACGCACAGAGCCGAAGAAUGGACAUCGUUUGAUGUGUUGCGUGAUGUGAUGAACAGGCCUGUUCCAUCGUUCCAACCUGCGCCACAACAGCAGUUUUUCCAACAGCAAAAUGGCAAUGGUAAACAGCCAGCUCAGCGCUUCGACAGUGUGCUUGCUUCGACGCCGGUACCAGGAUAUAUGGCAAGGACACCUAGCAAACGUCAACGUGCUAAAGCACUAUCUUCGAUCCCGUCGUCUACGCAGGGAGUGAAGAGGGAAGUGGUUGUUUCUACUACACCUGCCCCCGCCAUCAAAACUACUCCUGCGCCGAUGAGGAACAACAACGUUAAAACUCCGCAAGUCACGCCUUUUGAACGCAAAAUGCGAAAAGGAGGGUACGGUAGUUCGUUGGGUAGUACAGGUGGUGGUGUAGGUCUGGCUGAAGAGAGUUUCACACCUGCUACCUUUCGCAGGACGAGAUUUGGUGGGGCACCUGGGCUGGCUUUGAACGGGAGUGCAGCACAGCAGACGGGGAGGAGUGUCCGAUUCUUUGACGUCGGAGAAGCUAAAGAAGAAGUGGAUGGAAAAGAUGGGGCCUGAGAAUUCGGUAUUAGUUUUGAUUUCUUGAUACCCCUUUUUUCUGGUCAUGAUCUCAAUGAGAUUUAUCUUUCGAUUACUGUUCCGAAUUCUUCCUUCCGAUCUCCUGCUUGAUUUAUUAUGCUGAUUAUCAUCCGAGAUUGCGUUGAUUCAUUGCUCUAUAUCUUACAUGAAUGC
Aureobasidium pullulans EXF-150 is the source of this 3900-nucleotide messenger RNA. RefSeq names its product Sfi1-domain-containing protein. The record is from RefSeq and is a predicted model, not a curated record. The transcript has 2 exons. The coding region runs from base 208 to 3726 and encodes 1172 amino acids. NCBI's taxonomy places the organism in Eukaryota, Fungi, Ascomycota, Dothideomycetes, Dothideales, Saccotheciaceae.